Tachysurus fulvidraco (yellow catfish) is the source of this 1456-nucleotide messenger RNA. Its product is annotated as C-X-C chemokine receptor type 5. The coding region runs from base 120 to 1193 and encodes 357 amino acids. Gene Ontology annotation, biological process: immune response; G protein-coupled receptor signaling pathway. The record is from RefSeq and is a predicted model, not a curated record. NCBI's taxonomy places the organism in Eukaryota, Metazoa, Chordata, Actinopteri, Siluriformes, Bagridae. Gene Ontology annotation, cellular component: membrane. Gene Ontology annotation, molecular function: G protein-coupled receptor activity. The transcript has 2 exons.
AGCAUCUGGGACAAUACUUCCUGGAAACAUGGUCUGUUGCAUUUUAUGAUUUAUUUUUGUUGUAUAGGUUCCUAGUUUCACACUUAAGAAAUCGAAAACAAUAUAGAGUCCAGAAGAAGAUGACUAACAUAACAAAGUAUACUUCUAUUGAUCUGUCAGAUUAUCUGACUGAAGACUAUGAAAAUGUGUCCUACGGGGACUGGUACACAUGUGACACUGAAAAUGACCUUCUGCGCCUGUACCAUACUGUGUUCCAGCCACUAAUCUAUAGCAUAGUGUUUCUACUGGGCCUCUCAGGAAAUGGCCUCCUGCUGAUGGUUCUGCUGCAGCGUCGUGCUCACCUACGCAUUACUGACAUCUACCUACUGCAUUUGGCCCUGGCUGACCUGCUCCUGCUCUUUACCUUACCUUUUGCAAUGUCCGAGGUGCUGACAGGUUGGGUCUUUGGCAACCUCAUGUGCAAGAUUGUAGGCCUGUUAAACCGCCUGAAUCUGGUGUGUGGGAGUCUUCUCCUUGCAGGCAUUGGAUUUGACCGCUACCUCGCCAUUGUUCAUGUUGUAUCCAGCCUCAAGACCCGUCGACCCCAAACAGUUCAUUUAAUCUGUGCUAUGCUCUGGCUAUUUUGUCUUGCACUAACUAUGCCCAACAUAGUAUUUCUUUCUGUGGAACCCAGAAGGAAUGACCCCACACUGCUACAGUGUCACUUCAACAUUCAUGCGAUCAAUGCUCAAUGGUUAUUUGUUAGUCGGUUGCUGACACACCUGUUGUGCUUCAUCCUUCCCUUAGCCAUCAUGGGCUACUGCUACACUGCUAUAGUGUUCACCCUGUACCACAGUCAACAGAGUCUGGAGAAGCAAGGGGCUAUUCGUCUGGCUAUGGUGGUUACCCUGGUUUUCUGCUUGUGUUGGCUACCGUAUAAUAUAACCCUUUUUGUGGACACCCUUGUGAAACAAAAGGUUCUGACUCUGAAGACCUGUGGCAUUUCACUGGCUCUGGGUCUGAUGGUAACUGAGAGUAUUGGCUUUAGUCACUGCUGCCUUAAUCCAAUCCUUUAUGCCUUUGUAGCGGUGCAUUUCCGGAAGGAACUUUUAAGAUUGCUAGCAAAACAUUUCCGUGCCUGUGGGCUAAGUAACAGAUGUUUCAGCAAGACUUCUGUCUCAGAGGUGGUCACCACCACUUGCCAAUACAACUGAGCCCAGAAAUAUGUAAAAACCUUUGUGAAAAUAUGCAAUCGUUCAAUCAUCAUGCAGAUAUUUUUUUCAAAAUAAAAUCAGAGCUUAAUUUUGAUUCCCUGUGUCACCUGUCUGAUCAUCUAUGGCCUAUGCACUUAUCAUUGUAAAUAUUCUAUGCCUACAUUUUAAUAUUUUAGAUAGCUGGUGCUCUUCAAAGUAAUAUCCAAUGUAAGAUAACAAAAGAUGUAAGAGAUUUUGAAAAAAAUAAAACAAUGUUACCGUGA